Molecule: messenger RNA, 489 nt
Organism: Gongylonema pulchrum
Lineage: Eukaryota; Metazoa; Nematoda; Chromadorea; Rhabditida; Gongylonematidae
Source: the annotation of a GenBank genome assembly
AUGGGGAAUUCGGCCUAUCGGGAACAGGAGAAGUACUACGACGGUGAAAGACAGUGGACGACGGCUGGUGCCAACAGGUUUCGAAAGACAAUCCAGCACUGCUUCCAAAUUCCAAUCAAUGCGAAGACAGAACUACCAACGACAUUGCACAAGCCAGAGGGAGGAAAGCAACCGGAGGCUCGAGGAUCGAUCUCAGUCGAGCAGAUGUGCAUGUUAGAAGGAUUACUGAGGCAGCGAACGAAAAUAAGUCGUGAAGCAAACGAGGAAGCACGCGAGGGAACAUUCGAGAAGGCUGACCACCCCGCCUGCUACCUCGCGCCCAUACCAAUUGUUUUGUGUGCAAAUUUCUUGCCUGUAAUUGCUCGCCUUGGCCUUCUAUGUGGUUUGUUUUGCCACUGCUGUGUUUGUUUCAGUGUAUGUGUUCCAUGCAGCCAGGAUGCCACCGUCAUCUUUCAACAUUUGGUGCUGCUGUAUUUCGUAGUAAAAUAA